AUGCUGGCCGGUGUUCGUUCGUUUGCAGACCUGUACCACGUCAAGUGCUUUGAAAAGAUUGCCGAUCUAUCCCGCGUGGAGUUUCUCGACCGCCUCCAGAUCCUGACUCGAUCGAACUACCGGUUUCGCGGCCUCAGCGCCAAAAAUGUCAUCAGUGGAAACUACCUCCUGGACGGAGGCGCGGAACGGCUGCUGCUGAAUUGGAAAGCGCAACGAGGGAGAUGGAUCGAUAAAAAUGCCGGCGAACAGCCAGAACCCGAUAUAUCUACGGCAUUCAGUAAUCUGUUGAGAAAUUCGGGAUCUUCGUCUUUCACAUAUGAGAAGGUCGAAGGCCUUGGAAUGCACGAAUACAUGCUGUUGACCACGAUGCUUGCUCCCUUCGAGAGUGAUGGCCCGCAGGACACGGAUGAGUGGAAUCUCUUCACUGAGUAUCUGCCUGGAGAUGAAGAUGAAGAUCAGCUCCAUGAGCAACACAGCCUCAGCUCGACUUUGGCACGUUGGAACAAUGAUGUGGUACGUGUAAUUCCCAAGUAUUCGGACGGUUCUCCUUCGUGGGUGUGGUUUGCUUGUCCUUACAAUUUCGAACAAGUGCAUCAGAUGCUGGCUCUGUGUACAACAGCAGCUCGCUACAUGGGACGAGGCGAAUCUGACUGA
Exophiala bonariae is the source of this 654-nucleotide messenger RNA. RefSeq lists its product as uncharacterized. The record is from RefSeq and is a predicted model, not a curated record. NCBI's taxonomy places the organism in Eukaryota, Fungi, Ascomycota, Eurotiomycetes, Chaetothyriales, Herpotrichiellaceae. The coding region runs from base 1 to 654 and encodes 217 amino acids. The transcript has a single exon.